UGGGCGUCUUCUCGCGAGACUUCGGCGGCCGCCAUGGAGCAGCCGCUAAGCGGCCCGCCGGGGCUGUCUGCCAUCCUGGCGAAGACGGACUGGUCCGAGCCGUGGCUGCUGGGGCUGGGGGUUUUCCACCUUCUCUGCUUCCUCCUGACCUGCUUCUCUUUCCAGCACUACCGGGUGCAAAUAGGGCACUUCCUCUGCAUGGUGGGCUUAGUGUACUGCGCUGAAUAUAUAAAUGAAUUAGCAGCUAUGAAUUGGAGGCUGUUUUCUAAAUACCAAUACUUUGAUUCAAGAGGAAUGUUUAUUUCACUAGUAUUUUCAGCACCACUGCUGGUGAAUACUAUUAUAAUUGUGGUCACCUGGGUUUACAGAACUUUGAAUGUAAUGACUGAACUGAAGACACUACAGCAGAGAAUCAAAGCAGAAAAACAGAAAAAGAAGUGAAACUCCUAAUGCUUUUUUUUUUUUUAAAUUAUAAUACUUGUCCAGGUAAUCAGUCCUUCAUAUGUUUAUUCAGAAACAGCAAUGGUUUUGUGCCUGAUGUCAAGAGGACUUUGCAACCUGUGAUCAUGGGCAAUGAGGUGAAAGCAGGUUAUCUGUAAUACAUCUGAAUUGGCUGUGAAAUUGAGAAACCCAGUCGUAACAGGUCUUUGUGCCCUUCAGUGUAAGAUAGUUUUCCACCAUGACCAAGGCUAUUACUGUUGGUGAGACACAGUCUUCCAGUCUGUGUCUGUUUCCGUAUGUAUUUUUAAACUAUGUCUUAACUGUGUGUUUAUCAAGAAUCCUCUUCUGCUGCGUAAGCCAGUUGGAGCUGUGUUGUGAAGUCCAGUAAAUGAGGGAUUGUAUUCAGAAUACCUCAGGAAUCCAAGCUUCUGUGAAGCAUUUCACUUCUUUAUAAAUCAUGUUUCAUACUUCCGAUGUGUAUUGUGUGCCAGUAGCAUUUUAUAAAUAAAACUAUCCACUGUACCUUAAA
This is a messenger RNA of Calidris pugnax (ruff), 970 nucleotides long. It is a transcript of the gene TMEM18, whose product is annotated as transmembrane protein 18. The record is from RefSeq and is a predicted model, not a curated record. The transcript is spliced from 5 exons. NCBI's taxonomy places the organism in Eukaryota, Metazoa, Chordata, Aves, Charadriiformes, Scolopacidae. Gene Ontology annotation, cellular component: nuclear membrane. Bases 34 to 441 code for a protein of 135 amino acids.